UGGGUCUUGCUUCUCCCCGGAGAUAUGCGAACAGUUUUGUAGUCACCUCCCUGUUCCAAUAAUCUCAGUUUCAUGAACUUUUGGCUGGAGGUUUAAAUCCCCUUCUCCCCACUGCCCUGUCAGUGAUCAGGCCUCCCUCACAUUUCAGACUGAGAUCUCCUCCUUCAUUUCCUCCAGCCGCCUUCACUUGUGCUUUCCCUGUUCUUGUGACUCCUGGUUCUUCCAUAUGCAGCAGUUUCUUGGCAACAUGAUCUCCCUUUGCCUUCUCAGCACGUUCACACCAUCUCCAGGUCAUUGUGCACGAAUGCACUAAGAGCUGUUCAUUGGGGGAAGAUUCUGAUUUCCUCCCUGUUUGGCCUAGCGUGUCCUCUCCAGACACAUUUAAUGAUCCUAGCAUGCUCUGUUCUGUGAAAUCUAAAUUCCCUUUCUCCCCUAGUUAGGACCUGGCACAAGUCAAUAGAUAGUCUUACCAGCCUCUGCUGCUACAACAGGAGAUGAUGCGUUUCCUCAACUGCUCCUCUGGCAACACGUGUACACGUUGUGUGACCCCAGUUUGUCUGCCAAGGGGUCCCUGGAAGCUGCUGUCCACAUCCCUUCCUAACAUCUUCAUCUCCAUAGACCAGAAACUUGGUCUUUGCUGGGUUUUUUACAGGCUGUGCUCUCCAGCUCCCUCUCCCACUCUCAGAAGCUUUCUUGUGCUCUUCCUAAAAUCCCUCUGCUGAUCGGAUGCCCAUUAUUGUGAUGACAAGAAGUGGGCCAGCUGCAGGACCUAGUGAGAACCAGUUUUCAUUUCCAGAGGAUGUUUAACGCAGGGGUUUGUACUUGCAUGUGUGCAGAGUUGAGGUACUGAGCUUUUACUAGGUCAAUUUGCUUUUCUGAUGCUUUCUUUCUUUGCCCCAGAGGAUUUCCUGUGGGAAGUGCUUCAAUGUUUUGUCUUGCUCGGCAAAGAUCAUCUUGACCGUUUGUAUAUUAUGACCUUUCACGUGCCGUGCAAUGUAUCUCUUUCACUCUCCUUGUGUCCAUACCCAUGACGCCCAGGAACUUGUUGUUCAACCCUGCAGUACUUGCCAGCCAGUGCCCUCAUCACCCCUCCUGGGACGAUCCUCCCAAUGGAUGGGAUGAUUUCUCAGCUGCAUUUUUUUUAAUGAAAUCACCCUUUGCUGUCCCUCGGCAUGAUGAAUUUAUCUCUCUCCCAGAAAAAAGUUUCAGUGUCAGCACCUGUCCUGGGUGCUUUUCAUUGCCAUGAGUCCCCUCACUAAGCUCAUCUUCACUUCUUUUCAUGCAGUUUCACUGAUAAGAUAAAUGUUAUCCAUCCAUAAGUGCGUCCCAUAUCUCUUCUUUUUGGUACAUUGAAAGCAGCGAAAGCUUUGCUUUUGUUUUCAGUAUAUCAAAGAUUUCAUAGAUUUUUAGGGUCAGAAGGAGUCUCAGGAGAUCAUUGAGUCUGACCCCCUGCCCUCGGCCAGAAAGCGCGCUGGGCUCAGACAACCCCAGCCAGUUGCAUGUCCAGCCUCCUCUUAAAGAUCCCCCGGUAUGGGAGACCACCAGCUCCAUUGGAGCCCAUUCCAGAUUCUGGCAACCCUUACCGUGAAAAGUUCUUCCUGAUGUCUUACCCAAAUCUGCUCUCUGCCAGUUUGUGGUCAUUUUAUCUAGUUACUCCAAGGGGUGUCCUGCUAAACAGAGUAUUCCCUAUUCCUGCUGUCUCCCUCCAAUGAAUUUGUAGAUGGCUGCUAGAUCACCUCUUAGCCUUCUCUUGCAGAGGCUGAAGAGAUCCUGGUCUCAAUCUGUCCAGGUAGGGCUUUGCCUGCAGGCCCCUAACCAUCAUACGUGUAGACCUCCUCUGGACCCUCUCAAGGUUGUCCACGUCCCUCUUAAAGUGCAGCACCUGAAACGGGACACUGUACUCCAACUGUGGUCUUACCAGUGCCCCAUAGAGGGGAUGUGUCACCUCCCUACACCUGUUGGUUAUGCACCUGCCAGUGCAUGAUGCAGUGCGUAUAGCUUUACUGAUCACUUACAGUCUCUUAAGUGUGUUGGAGAUUCCUUCUCCCUAGGUGCAGUAUCUUGCAUUUGUCUUUGUGAACCUGCAUCCUAUUCUGUGCUGCCCACAUGUCCACCCUGUCCUUAACCCCCUGAAUGUGUUUCCUGCCCACCAGUGUGUUUACUUAGGCCCAUAAUUUAGUGUCGUCCUUGAAUUUGGAGAAAGUGCUCUCCAUGCCCUCAUCCAAGUCACUGAUGAAGAUAUUGAACAGCGCUGGUCCAAGGACUGAACCUUGGGGGACUGCACUGCCUAUACCUUUCCUGGUUGAUACCAACUCGUCCACCACCACUGUCUGGGAUAUCGAGGUCCCACACCUGACUUAAUCUGCAACAUCCAGCGAGGACAGGUGGAGCUCUGGGUCUGUGAUGAUGAGGACACUGGGGAACUCUCAAGAUCAAAGGACCAGCUGCCAGGAGGUGCCAGGAUGCUGAACAGAGCUGAGGAGCAGCCUCCUGUGGAAGGGUCUGCAGACCUGGAGCCAGUACAGACGUCCUCGAGGAGUUUGGUUGAGAUGGACUCCCUGAGACCUGAGAAGGAGCCAUGGCACGAGAGUCAAGGGAGACCCCAAAAGCAGAAGGAGAAGGACCUGUGCAUCCACCUAGAGAGCAAGACACACCACUGCACUGAGUGCAGGAAGAACUUCAUGUGCUUGCAAGACCUGUCCCAGCACAAGUGUGUGCAGCACCACUGCACCAAGUGUGGGAAGAGAUUCAGGCAGCUCUCCAACCUGGCAAGGCACUGGUGCAUGCACACAAGAGAGAAGCCACAUCAGUGCUCAGAGUGUGGGAAGAGCUUCACUUACUCCUCCCAGCUGGCUCUCCACCAGCGUAUCCACACAGGGGAGAAGCCACAUCAGUGCUCAGAGUGUGGGAAGAGUUUCUCUCAGUCUGCCCACCUGGCUCAGCACCAGCGUAUCCACACAGGGGAGAAGCCACAUCAGUGCUCAGAGUGUGGGAAGAGUUUCUCUCAGUCCGCUCACCUGGCUCAGCACCAGCGUAUCCACACAGGGGAGAAGCCACAUCAGUGCUUAGAGUGUGGGAAGAGUUUCUCUCAGUCUGCCCACCUGGCUCAGCACCAGCGUAUCCACACAGGGGAGAAGCCCCAUCAGUGCUCAGAGUGUGGGAAGAGCUUCACUCACUCCUCAACCUUGGCUCAGCACAAGCAUAUCCACAUGGAGCAGAAGCCACAUCAGUGCUCAGAAUGUGGGAAGAGCUUCACUUUCUCCUGCAGGCUGGCUCAGCACCAGCGUAUCCACAGGGGGGAGAAGCCAUUCCAGUGCUCAGAGUGUGGGAAGAGGUUCACUCAGUCCUCUACCUUGGCUCAGCACCAGCAUAUCCACACAAGGGAGAAGCCUCAUGUGUGCUCAGAGUGUGGGAAGGGUUUCACUCAGACCUCCAGCCUGGCUCUGCACCAGCUUAUCCACACAGUGGAGAAGCCAUAUCGGUGUUCAGAGUGUGGGAAGAACUUUGCUAACUCCAUUAGGCUGGCUCAGCACCAGCGUAUCCACACGAAGGAGAAGCCACAUCAGUGCUCAGAGUGUGGGAAGAGCUUCAGUCACUCCUACAAGCUGGCUCAGCACCAGCGUAUCCACACGGGGGAGAAGCCACAUCAGUGUUCAGAGUGUGGGAAGAGCUUCAGUCACUCCUCCACCCUUGGUCAGCACCAGCUUAUCCACACAGGGGAAAAGCCAUAUCAGUGCUCAGAAUGUGGUAAGAGCUUCAGUCACUCCUCCAACCUGGCUCAGCACCAGCGUAUCCACACAGGGGAAAAGCCACAUCAGUGCUCUGAGUGCGGGAAGAGCUUCGCUAACUCCUUUAGGUUGUCUCAACACCAGCGUACCCACACUGGGGAGAAGCCAUAUCAGUGCUCAGAAUGUGGGAAGAGGUUCAGUCACUCCUCCAACCUGGCUCAGCACCAGCGUAUCCACACAGGGGAGAAGCCACAUCGGUGCUCAGAGUGUGGGAAGAGCUUCACUCAGUCCUCUACCCUGGCUCAGCACCAGCUUAUUCACACAGGGGAGAAGCCACAUCAGUGCUCAGAGUGUGGGAAGAGCUUUGCUAAGUCCUCCAAGCUUGCUCAGCACCAGCGUACCCACACAGGUGAGAAGCCAUAUCGGUGUUCAGAGUGUGGAAAGAGCUUCACUCACUCCUCCAACCUGGCUCAGCACCAGCGUAUCCACACAGGGGAGAAGCCACAUCAGUGCUCAGAGUGUGGGAAGAGCUUCACUCAGUCCUCUACCCUGGCUCAGCACCAGCGUAUCCACACAGGGGAGAAGCCGCAUCAUUGCUUAGAGUGUGGGAAGAGCUUCACUCACUCCUCCACCUUGGCUCAGCACCGGCGUAUCCACAUGGGGGAGAAGCCACAUAAGUGCUCACAGUGUGGAAAGAGCUUCACUUAUUCAUCCCGAUUGGCUCAGCACCAGCGUAUCCACUUGGGGGAGAAGCCAUAUCAGUGCUCAGAGUGUGGGAAGAGCUUUUCUCAGUCCUCACACCUAGCUCGGCACCAGCUUAUUCACAUGAGGGAGAAGCCAUAAUAGCGCUCAGAGUGGGAAGAGCUACAUCUAAUCUUCCCACCUGCCUGGCACCAGCAUAUCCACACAGAGGAGAAACCACUUCUGUGGUCUGAGAGUGGGAAGUGCUUCCUCCACUCCUCCAAACUGGCCUAGACCAGUGCAUCCCUAUGCAGAAGCAUCCAUAGUUCUGCCCGCAAUACAGGAAGGGUUUGGAGAUGUAUACUGGCUCAUCACUCACCAGUGUCUGCAUCCAGGGAGGCAGUCUCAUGCUGGGGGACUGCAGCAACAGUUCACCCUUCGUUCAGCCUUUGUAGGGCACUGCAAAACCCAAAGGAGACAGAGGCUGGCCUCCCCAGUUUGAUGUGGGUUAAGAGUUGAAAGGAAACACCUCAGGAAGAGGCCAGCAUGGAUACUGGGGGAACCUGUGAGGAGAUUGUGGCAGAAUACCAUCUCUGUCUCUCCCCAAACUCUGCUAGGUGACAGUUUGGUUACCAUGGUCACUGCAGAGGGCAGAAACCUCUGGUCCCAUCUGCUUCAGGUAACCUUGAGUUGGAACUUGAGCUCCAUACAUUUCUGAGGGUUGAGGGAAAACUGCUCCCUCUGCCUAUGUGACUGGCAUCACAUACCUGGGUGGGGGGCUUAAGCUCCCUAUUGUUCCAAGCAAUGCCAACAUGACUGGGAGGGGACUGGAGCCCCUUCCAGUCUACCUGGCAACCAGUGAUGCGUUUCAAAUAGCUUGGCUGGCACCCAACAGUUGCUGGCCUUCAUUGGAUCGGGUAAAUGAGGUCAUAAGGUCUGUAUAAGUAAUGGAUUGCUCAGGAGGAGGGGCAGUAGGAUGAUGAGAACUCAGAGAGAAGCUGGACCAUCUGAAACUCCCUCUUUCUCCUGAAACUCAUAAUCAAUGAACUCCAGAGAGAAUCUUCAUCUGCCUCUUUUUAUUGAUACAUAUGAGUAAACUACUUGAGAGCUACCUAGAUACGUAGCUUGCUGUAACAUAGAUGCUCUUUGCUCUAUGAGAUUUCUUUGAUUUUGCUCUACUCUGUAUGCUAUUCCAAACGUACUCGUAACCAAUAAAGUUCUUCGUGUCUA
Alligator mississippiensis (American alligator) is the source of this 5639-nucleotide messenger RNA. RefSeq names its product zinc finger protein 420. Gene Ontology annotation, molecular function: DNA-binding transcription repressor activity, RNA polymerase II-specific; RNA polymerase II transcription regulatory region sequence-specific DNA binding. The coding region runs from base 2463 to 4571 and encodes 702 amino acids. Gene Ontology annotation, biological process: negative regulation of transcription by RNA polymerase II. Lineage: Eukaryota; Metazoa; Chordata; Crocodylia; Alligatoridae. Gene Ontology annotation, cellular component: nucleus. The transcript is spliced from 4 exons. The record is from RefSeq and is a predicted model, not a curated record.